AUGGAAAACAUCAAGCACAUAGCAAUCUAUCACUAUGAUAUUGAUAAUGAAAAAGAGGAAGUAGUGGAAGUGGUAGAAAAAGUAGAUGAUGGACUGGACAAUUCAGCAGACUCUUCUCCUACAGAAAAAAAUCCAGUAUUUGGUAAUCCUAAGAAGAUAUGGGUUCCUACAAGAAAGGAUGAUGAUACAGGAAAUGAAGUAAAGAAUAAGAUGGAAAACAUUGGAGCUGAUGUUAGCAAUGCUGUUACUGAAAAGAAAAAAAGAAUGGAGUUAUAUAUUAAAGGUGUUGUCAAAGACUGUAACAAGAAUAUCAAACAACAUUUGAAAUUUCAUGAAGAUGAACUGCGGGAGUUUAAAAUUGAAUUUACUGAGAAGAUUAUAACUGUGUUUCCACAAUGGGAUUUGGAUAUAAAGCACCUUGGAGACCAAGAAGAUAAACUAACUGAUAUUUUUGAUCAGCAAAAGAACAUUUUUGAAGAAACUAAGAUGUGUCAGAAUCAAGGCCUGAAAAGACUUACGCAGGAAAAUAAGGAAUUCUUAAAGGCUUUGAAGGACUUGGAGAACGGCGAUCUACUUACUAGCGUACGCAGUGAAAUUAAAAAUCAAAUGUCUUUGUUGCAAAAAAAAAUUGCAGAUAGUUAAAUACUGAGUUGUAAUAACAUGGAAGUCCCAACACACUUUGUUUUCCUGAAAUAUGACACUUAACAAAUGUUAUUCUGAUGAGUCUUGAGAAAAAUUUGAACUUGGGUAAUGUAAUCUGUGUUAAC
Messenger RNA from Onychomys torridus (southern grasshopper mouse), 767 nucleotides. RefSeq names its product synaptonemal complex protein 3-like. Gene Ontology annotation, cellular component: synaptonemal complex. The transcript has 7 exons. Gene Ontology annotation, biological process: meiotic cell cycle; spermatid development. The coding region runs from base 1 to 642 and encodes 213 amino acids. NCBI's taxonomy places the organism in Eukaryota, Metazoa, Chordata, Mammalia, Rodentia, Cricetidae. The record is from RefSeq and is a predicted model, not a curated record.